Messenger RNA from Ictalurus punctatus (channel catfish), 4992 nucleotides. RefSeq names its product DAB2 interacting protein b (gene dab2ipb). The coding region runs from base 1159 to 4317 and encodes 1052 amino acids. The transcript is spliced from 14 exons. The record is from RefSeq and is a predicted model, not a curated record. Lineage: Eukaryota; Metazoa; Chordata; Actinopteri; Siluriformes; Ictaluridae. Gene Ontology annotation, biological process: regulation of GTPase activity.
UUUGCUCUAUAGAAAUGAGCUGCAUUUGCUGCUAUAGUUAGAUUUUUUUUUUUUUUUUUUUUAGAUUGUUGUUUGGGGUUUGAAUUGCCACUGGGCUGCUUGGCAACCUGAUCCAGAAAGAAUAACCUGAUCUGGGCUUUCCUCUACAGCACAGUCUGACGUUCGGGUAGACACAGGAGUGAGAUUACAUGGGGGAUCAAUCGAGCUCACUUCCCACACUUUAGUCGUCUGGUACUAUACUUUUGAUGAUAAAUCUAAAUCAUAGCACUGACAAUGAUGUAAUCCAGAUGCCAAACCUAACUCGAUGAAGUCUGCACCCAUACUAAGGCCCGAAGACAAGUACAUCACCUUUCUAUGAUGUAGAUGUUCAGAACUCUGUAUAAUAACUAAUUACUGACACCCAUGAAAGACGAAUCUCCUUUUAUAUAUAUAUACCGUACCUCAGUGUCGGAUCAAAGUCUCCAUAACCUAACCUGCCAGAAACCCAGCUCCAGCAAGCGGAUGUCUCCCCGUGGCAGCGGAUUUGUUCGGAAACCUUGGAAACGCCAAUGACUGCGUAUCUGACGUAGCUAAGAAAGCAACGGACACCCAAACAUGGAGACAGAAACCCAGAACAGGAAGAGAAGGGAGAUGGCUUGUGUGUGGGUGUGCAAGCAUGUGAAAACUUUGUAUUUGCUGUAAACACAGAUAACAUGAGCACGCAGUGAGAGAGAGAGAGAGAGAGAGAGAGAGAGAGAGAGAGAGAGAGAGAGAGAGAUUUAAAAAGGAAAAACAGUUCAGAAGGAUAGAGGGAAGGAGAGAGAGACAGGUCCACACAGCCCAGGAGAUGGCAGUAGAGAGCGAGACAGAGAGAGAGAAAGAGAGAGGGAGAGGUUGCUCAGUUUCUGUCCCGCCUCCCUCUAAAAGGCAGGAACACUCCAAGCAAGGGACAGAAAUCUGAAAGAGAGAGAAGGUGAGAGAGAGAGAGAGAGCGAGAGAGAGAGAGAGAGAGAGCACGCGGCAGCAGCAGAGGGAAGAAUGAGGGUAUGAGAACAGCCGUGCACUCCUCCACUGUCCUCUCUCUAUUCAUCCUUUUCUACACUCGUUCUUUCCUUCCUUGUCAUUGCUCUCCAGCCUUUGAAAGCUCGGCAGGAUUCAGAUGAUGCCUGAUCUCAUCUGAUGCCGAGACUGAAAGAAUCGCGCUCUCACGAGUCGUUGCUCAGUCCCAGUAGUGCAGUGGAAGCUCUGGACCUCAGCAUGGAGGAGGAGGUACUCAUCAAGCCCGUACACAGCUCCAUCCUGGGUCAGGAUUUCUGCUUUGAGGUGAGCACCUCAACAGGAAGCAAGUGUUUCUCAUGUCGCUCAGCUGCCGAGAGGGACAAAUGGAUGGAGAACCUCAGACGAGCUGUUCACCCAAACAAGGACAACAGCCAUCGGGUAGAGAACACCCUUCGGCUGUGGGUGAUCGAAGCCAAAGAUCUUCCGGCCAAGAAGAAGUACUUCUGCGAGCUGUGCCUGGAUGAUGCCCUUUAUGCCCGCACCUCCUGCAAGCUGAAAGCAGACAAUAUCUUCUGGGGAGAGCACUUUGAGUUCACCAACCUUCCCCCUGUCCAAAACAUCACUGUCCACCUCUACAGGGACUCAGACAAGAAGAAGAAAAAAGAUAAGAACAACUAUGUGGGACUGGUAAACAUCCCAGUAGAAAGUGUGACCAGUAGGCAACUUGUUGAGAAGUGGUACCCCGUUAGCACACCAAACCCAGGGAAGGGUAAGACCGCAGGACCUAUGAUCCGGAUAAAGGCCCGUUACCAAAGUAUGAAUAUCCUUCCAAUGGAGAUGUAUAAGGAAUUCGCUGAAUACACUACCAACAACUACAUGCUGCUCUGCUCUGUGCUGGAACCAGCCAUCAGUGUCAAGAACAAAGAGGAGAUGGCUUGUGCCCUGGUGCAUAUCCUGCAAAGCACUGGGAAAGCCAAGGACUUCCUGACGGAUCUGAUGAUGUCCGAGGUGGACAGAUGUGGCGAGAACGAGCACUUGAUCUUUCGCGAGAACACGUUGGGCACUAAAGCCAUCGAGGAGUACCUCAAACUCGUGGGCCAGAAAUAUCUUCAGGAUGCACUGGGGGAGUUUAUAAAAGCGCUGUAUGAGUCAGAUGAAAAUUGUGAAGUAGACCCACCGAAAUGUUCAGCCAACGACCUUCCUGAACACCAGAGCAACCUGAAGAUGUGCUGCGAGCUCGCCUUCUGCAAAAUCAUCAACUCCUACUGUGUUUUUCCACGAGAACUGAAAGAAGUGUUUGCAUCGUGGAGGCAGGAAUGCAGUAACCGCGGGCGUCCGGACAUCAGCGAGCGUCUGAUCAGUGCCUCAUUGUUUUUGCGUUUCCUGUGCCCGGCCAUCAUGUCUCCGUCCCUGUUUAACCUGACGCAGGAAUAUCCAGAUGAACGCACGGCUCGCACACUCACACUCAUCGCUAAGGUCACGCAGAACCUCGCCAACUUCACCAAGUUUGGCAAUAAGGAGGAGUACAUGUCCUUCAUGAACCAGUUUUUGGAGCACGAGUGGACCAACAUGCAACGCUUUCUACUCGAGAUCUCCAACCCAGAGACUAUCUCCAACACGGCCGGAUUUGAAGGCUACAUCGACCUUGGCCGUGAGCUCUCCAUGCUGCACUCCUUACUAGACGAGGUCGUGUCUCAGAUGGAUCAGGCUGCCACCUCCAAACUGGGUCCAUUACCCAGAAUCCUCCGAGAUGUUCACACAGCACUGACUAAUCCGUCAAGUGUUCAAGUUGCUGUGCCGUCUGAUAGCGCUCCGUCCCCACCGCCUGCUGGGUGCAGCGUUUCUACUAGCCUGCAAAAAAUGACUAUGGACAGUGAUCUAUCAGGCUUGGUUGACUUCACACGUCUGCCCUCGCCAACUCCAGAGAACAAGGACCUGUUUUUCGUGACACGUUCGUCAGGUCUCCAUGGCUCACCCGCCCGCAGCUCCAGCUAUUCCGAAGCCAACGAGCCUGAACUUGGCCUGUCCAAUGGCGCUAAAAGCCUGUCCAUGGUGGACCUACAGGAGGCCACCAGGACUUUGGAACUCAUCCCGGUCACAACAGAAGGUACUGUUGAGAAGCACAUGGUGGCUUGGAACACCCGGGCGCCACAGUGCAACCCAUCCGGAGGCCCAAUGAUCCAGAAACUGGGGCAGAAGUCGAUAAGUACAGCAGGAGAGGUGGUACCAGGCAGGCCGGUCCAGCUCCUCGCCCCUCUGUCUUUCCAGAACCCCGUGUACCAGAUGGCGGCAGGAUUGCCUUUGUCCCCAAGAGUGCCAACUGGUGGAGACUCCGGCUCAGAAUGUCACAGCUCUCUCAGCUCGCACAGCAACAAUGAGGAAGCCGGGUGCGGGAAACUCAGCUUCCUGAACCAUGGGGGUGGGGUCGGGGAUGAGUUGGUCAGACGCUCUGGGGAGUUUUCAAGAAGGCAGCUCUCGCUUACAGAAGCACAGCAUGGAGGAUGCCAAUCUGCAGUGCCACGGCAAAACAGCUCCGGGCCCCAGCGUCGAAUCGACCAACCACCACCACCCACACAGGUUGGUGCCCCCCGUGGACGGACUCCGCCCAGCAUGCUGAGCUCUGUCCCUUACCCACGGCCCUCGAGCGGCAGCGCUGUUUCGUCGUCACCUGAUUGGCCGGGGAGUGGUGCGAGACUUCGUCAACAGAGCUCGUCGUCCAAAGGGGACAGUCCUGAGACGAAGCAACGGUCACAGCACAAGGCCCCUUCCCCAGUGAUCCCCAGUGCGUUGGAUCGUACGGCUGCAUGGUUGAUGAAUGUGCCGUACUUAGAGCAGGACUCAGAGACAGAUCGCAGGGACGAUCAGGCACUUAAUGAUAAGUAUCAGGCAGAGAUAUCCAUGCUGCAGGACCAGCUACGCGUGUGUGUGCAGCAGCUGGAGCAGUGUGAGUCUCGGCUGCACUCUCAGGAUGAUCAGGCUCAACAGCUGCUGCUGCAGUACCAGAACCGUCUGGAGGAAGCUGAGCAGAGACUGCAACGCCAGCAGGAAGACAAAGAGCUGCAGAUGAAGAGCAUCAUUAGUAGGUUGAUGUCUGUUGAAGAUGAGCUGAAAAAAGAUCAUACUGACAUGCAGGCCAUAGUCGACUCCAAACAGAAAAUUAUAGAUGCACAGGAAAAGCGGAUAGCUUCUCUGGACGCCGCGAAUGCGAGGCUCAUGGCCGCUCUGUCUCAGCUGAAGGAGCGCUACAGCAUGCAGACUCGCAACGGCAUCUCACCCACCAACCCCACCAAGCUGCAGAUCACUGAGAACGGAGAGUUUCGCAACACCUCCAACUGCUGAAGCCCAAAUAGAGAAACAUUCACGCCUUGACCCGGACUGAAAGAAUGGAUGAGGGCAGGAGACACAGACGUCACUGGCGGAGAAAGAGAAUGGCUCUUGAACCCAAGCGAGUUCUUUUUGAAUGAAAGAGGAACUGUUUGCAAAAAGUCGCAAAAUUCUAUUGGCUGUCCUCGUCUGGGACAUGAGUGAAACCUCAGACUUGUGGCUGUGACCUGGCAGUAGUGUCUGCUACUUCAAGUUUAGGACAAACCACUAGAUGUAAAUCUCUAUCAGAGUAUCUACGCGUAAACAAAAAGGACAUACUGGUACAUCGCUUUAUCAAUAUGGACACUCCAACUUGAUCCUACAUCCAAAUCGUUCCUUGGGAAAAGGUCAUUCUCUGAAGCUUUUAGUAUUACAGAAAUGCUAAGCUUCUAAAGGACAUCAGGUGCUGCUUUGCACUCUUUCUCCUACACGGACUGUACUCUCUCAGACCGCUCCACAAUUCGCCCAUACGUAGUGCACUUUGUGAAUUAUUAACAUAAUAAGCCUUAAAAAAAUAGAACUGCAGCUCCUUUAUCCCUUGAUCUGUGUCUGUAAGUAAGGUAAAAAGUCAAAAGUAUUAUUUAUUUUUAAACCUAGUCUAGACAAGAAAUGAACAGUCAAUUAUAUCUAAAAUUAUAUAUAUAUAUAUAU